CAAUUUUCUCCCCCACACCAAAAGAUAAACCUCUCUCUCUCUAUCUAUCUUAUGUCAAAAGACAGAUUUAUUAACAAACACAAAUCAUAAAUCUUUUUCUUCUUCCGAGAAAGAAUGUCUAAAUCAUCGUAUAAUCACAUCUUCAUCUUGAUCUUGUGUUUAUGUUUGAGAUCAUCAUCAGCCUUCACGAAUCUCAACACCUUAAGCUUUGAAGAAUCACUUUCUCCUCUCUUUGGAGAUGCCAAUCUCGUCCGUUCACCUGAUGAUCUCUCCGUUCGUCUUCUCCUCGAUCGCUAUACCGGUUCUGGUUUCAUAUCAUCGAAUAUGUAUCAACAUGGAUUUUACAGCUCCAUGAUUAAGCUUCCCGCUGAUUAUACUGCCGGCGUCGUCGUCGCCUUUUAUACAUCAAACGGAGACGUGUUCGAGAAAACACACGACGAGUUAGACAUAGAGUUUCUAGGGAACAUAAAAGGAAAGCCGUGGAGGUUUCAGACAAAUCUAUACGGAAAUGGAAGUACACAUAGAGGUCGUGAAGAGAGAUAUCGUCUCUGGUUUGAUCCUUCUAAGGAGUUUCAUCGUUAUAGCAUUCUCUGGACUCCUCACAAGAUCAUAUUUUGGGUAGAUGAUGUGCCAAUAAGAGAAGUGAUCAGAAACGAUGCAAUGGGAGCAGAUUAUCCGGCAAAGCCAAUGGCUCUUUACGCCACCAUUUGGGACGCUUCUGAUUGGGCUACUUCCGGCGGCAAAUACAAAGCUAAUUACAAAUUUGCCCCUUUCGUAGCUGAAUUCAAAUCUUUCUCUCUAGACGGUUGCUCCGUUGAUCCUAUUCAAGAAGUCCCCAUGGAUUGUUCCGACUCAGUCGAUUUCCUUGAGUCUCAAGAUUACUCUUCCAUUAAUUCCCAUCAACGCGCCGCCAUGCGAAGAUUUCGACAACGUUUCAUGUACUAUUCUUACUGUUACGAUACACUUAGGUAUCCUGAGCCUCUACCGGAAUGUGUGAUUGUUCCGGCUGAGAAAGAUAGGUUUAAGGAAACGGGAAGGUUGAAGUUUGGUGGUACGGAGGCGCGUGAACGGCGGAGAAAUCGCCGGCAGCAACGUCGGCCUGAGAUUGAGAUUGAGAGUGAUCCUGACGACAGAAAACUUUUAUAAGAUUUGUUUGUGCCAUUCUUUUUACUUAAAAUUCGUUUGUGAGUAUAAUAAAAUAAAGAGUAAAGAUUUGAAAAAGAAAGAAAGAAAUAGAGGAUAAAUUUGAUAGGCCUUUGGGCUUUCAUGAAUUGUGAAUGAUUUAAGCUCAUUCAUUACCUGUAAGUCUAUAACACAAUUAGGACAUGAACAUGGUAAACAAAAAAAGAAAACAUCAUGCUAAUAAUAAGUCAAUAGAGAAUUAGAGAUAUACAACCACG
Messenger RNA from Arabidopsis thaliana (thale cress), 1400 nucleotides. It is a transcript of the gene XTH30, whose product is annotated as xyloglucan endotransglucosylase/hydrolase 30. Gene Ontology annotation, cellular component: apoplast. Gene Ontology annotation, biological process: cell wall biogenesis; carbohydrate metabolic process; xyloglucan metabolic process. The record is from RefSeq and is marked reviewed. The transcript is spliced from 4 exons. The coding region runs from base 115 to 1146 and encodes 343 amino acids. NCBI's taxonomy places the organism in Eukaryota, Viridiplantae, Streptophyta, Magnoliopsida, Brassicales, Brassicaceae. Gene Ontology annotation, molecular function: xyloglucan:xyloglucosyl transferase activity; hydrolase activity, hydrolyzing O-glycosyl compounds.